GUCAUGCUCCAUUUUGCGAUCAUUCAUUGGUCAUCUCACCAUUUUCUCUGUUUAUUCGCAGUACCACUCAGGCACUGAGGCCUGUUUAUUUACAGAGUGCUGUGGCAAAAGGUGACUGGAUGACAAUUAUGUAGAUUCUUUCCACCUACUUAUGAUUGGUUACUCCAUGUGUUGUAUGCAUCUAGCUGUUGUAUGUAAGACAUUCAGAGUUAAGAAGUUUCUGAUUUCCUUUAUCUAUAUCGUUGUCUCUAUUCCGCUAGUACAUUCAUCUAACAAAAUCUGCUUUUUUUGUGAGGCUUCUUUUUGUUGUUUGAAUUCGAUUCUGAAAGAAACCCUUCACUUUAAAUAGAUUCUUUCACGUGGGUUUUGGUGUCAGGAUUUCUAGUGGUGCAAUAUAGCUAUAACACUGAUUUUGGCUGUGAAAUUCUUAGGAUUACGUAUAGCUGCUGGAUUUAUAGAAGCUUUUAGCAGCCCGGAAUGUUUGAUGGAGGCAUGUUUACUUCUUCCCAUACAGUCAAUUGUCCUUCUGUUUUUCUAAGUAAUUUAAACAAGAAUAAGACUCAGUUUAGAGCAAGAACAUGUCCAUCUGCAGCUGUACAAUCAUCUCCAUUUCAAGCACAGAUCAGUGAGAGUAGAAAUUUACGGAAUCUUAAGAAGUUUUCAGGUUCUUAUAAAUCUGUGAAAAGAGCAAAUACUGUUGGUAUCAUUGGAGGGGUAUCUGUUUCUGCAACUCUUAGUUUCCUGGAAAAGCUUGUUAGGUGGAGUUCAAAAGAUGCCAAAGAAUGUGUUCCUUUUGUUCUAUGCUAUGACCCAGAAUUGAAGAAUGAGCUCUUUCAUUCAUUAAAGAGAACAGGAGAUCAAAACAAAUCAAAUCGUGGGUUUAUCGUCGAGAAUUUGCUGCAUAAAAGGUCCUUUCUCGAGCAAUUUGGCGCUCGUUGCAUAGUUAUGCCUUGCCAUGUUUCACAUGCUUGGCAUGAGGAGAUAUCCGAGGGAUGUUCGGUGCCCUUUCUCCAUAUUGGUGAGUGUGUUACCAGGGAGCUUAAGGAAGCCAAGUUAAAGCCAUUAGAACCUGGAAGUGGUGUCCGGAUUGGGGUGCUUGCUACACAUGAAACUUUGACUGCUGGAAUUUAUCAAGAACAACUAGAGAGUCAGGGCUUUGAAGUUGUGUUGCCAGAUGCUGCAACCAUGGAGCAUAUUAUAAUUCCUAUAAUCGAAACAAUGAACAGAGGAGACAUCGAAGGGGCACAGAAUCUCUUAAGAAUUGCCAUUCAUGUUCUGUUGGUCAGGGCUGUAAAUGCUGUAAUCCUUGCUUCAGAUGAGAUGCAAGGCCUUUUACCAGAUGGUGAUCCUCUUCUUAAGAAACGCAUAGAUCCCAUGGAUGCUUUGGCCAGAUCAACUGUAAAUUGUGCUAGAUCAAAUCAAAUGAGUUUAUUUUCGCAGGCCCAAAACAAACAUACAGAAGGGCAGCCCACAAGAUGAUCCAGCUGAAAGUAUCAUGGGAUGCAAGUGGGGAAGGAGAGAAAAGGGGGAAGAAGACUCUCCAGAGUUGAUUAAAUUCAUAGGAGCUCUUUGUUAACUUAAUUGCUUUAGUGUUCUGUUGUUGUGUCCUUUUAUUUGAUGCUGUUCUGUUGUUUUGAUUAAUUGGAUUAUUCUUGCAUUGGUUGUUUUAAUUUCUGUAAUUAGAUGCUGUGAUUACUACAGGAAGUGAUGCUGUUACUUCCCUUCACAUUAAAUAUUGAACUACAAUUGGUUUGUUAAAUUUA
Messenger RNA from Mangifera indica (mango), 1763 nucleotides. Its product is annotated as aspartate racemase-like. The coding region runs from base 478 to 1479 and encodes 333 amino acids. Lineage: Eukaryota; Viridiplantae; Streptophyta; Magnoliopsida; Sapindales; Anacardiaceae. Gene Ontology annotation, molecular function: amino-acid racemase activity. The transcript has 4 exons. The record is from RefSeq and is a predicted model, not a curated record.